UUUGUCCCUGAAGAGAACUUAUCCGACUAUUACUCUUCUUUCUUUCCCUUCUCUUGUACUAUAUUAUAUUCCUUUUCUUUGUUUCGUUAGUCUAGUCUAAGGAGCUAUGGACACCCAACCGCCCGUCAACGCGGGCGGUAUUAAGAAGCAUGACGAACCCAGCGCAGCAGCACCGGUGACAGUGGCCAAAGAUGAUGGCACGGCCAAGGUACCUGGCGACUCAGGGGUUGCUGCAUCAUCAGCUCCAGCUCCAGCUGUAGAGCAGGAGAAAGACCAGGAUUUGAAGCAAAAGACACCAGUUGAAGUGGGUGAUGAUGAGGAUUCCGACUUUGAUGAGCUCGAUGAGGUCCUGGACGACUUCUCCAAACCUGCUCGUGCGCCAACCGCGCCUGCUAAACCAGACACUACCGCAUCACAACCGCCAUCCGCAGAGGACUUCGAUGAGUCGGCCUUUAUGAAACAGCUCGAGCAAGACAUGGCCAAUAUGAUGUCGCAGGCAGCUAAUGAGACCGGCGCCACAGACGGCAAGGGUUUUGAAUCUGCAAUCGAUCCGGGAGCGGAGGCAUUCGCAAAGAAGCUAGAGGAGUCGGGGAUUGAGCCGGGUGAAUUUCUCAAGCAGCUCCUCAAUGAUGUGAUGGCGGAGUCUGGAGGGACCGCACCAGCUCCCGACUCUGCUGCAGCCGCGACAAAGGGGGAUGCAGCUGCAUCGCCCGAUACAUUCAACGAUGCGAUCCAGCGGACGAUCAACCGCAUGAAGGAGUCGGGCGAUAAGGCCACAGCCGCGGCUACAGAAGACGACCUCUCGGAUGAUCUAUUAGCUCAGCUCCUCAAGGCAGUCGAGGCGGGUGAAAAUAGCGAGGGUGAUCUGACGAAACUCAUCUCGGGGAUGAUGGAACAGCUAUCCAACAAGGAGAUGCUCUAUGAGCCCAUGAAGGAACUGGAUACUAAGUUCGGGCCAUGGAUUUCCGCCAACAAAGACAAAGUUUCUGCAGAUGAAAUGUCUCGAUAUGCAACGCAAGCGAAGUAUGUGUCGGAGAUUGUGGCCAAAUUCGAAGAACCGGGCUAUACAGACGAAGACCCCAAAUGCAGGGAGUAUGUCUGGGAGAGGAUGCAAGCGAUGCAAGCUGCUGGCAGCCCUCCCGAGGAACUAGUUGCGAACCCCUGGAAUCCUCUCCUGGACGAUGCUUUAUCUGGCGGUUCAGCAGGGGGAAUGCCCGACUGUCCUCAGCAAUAAGCAGUCGCUGAUACAUCAUCUCUUACGUUUACGAUUGCCAAAUUUGCAAUGCAACUAGAGUAUAAUCUUCAUUCUUCGCAUUCGAUGGGCGUGGAUAUGUUUGAAUGAAUUUCAUCGACUUGAUUGACCGGGUUGAUACUUCCAUUUCGUUUAUUUAUUGCUUAUCCAGAAAACGCUUUUCCCCUUCUCACUACCAUUUCAUGUCAUUACUUUUUAGAUAUCCCUUGUUUAUUUAUUUAUUUUUAUUUUUAUUCCCCCCCAUUCAUUUAAUCCCUUGCAAUGUCUUAUGCAUGGCAUGUGUAUGUAUGUAUGUGCCUUAUACAGACUUGAUUUCCUGGAACCCGAGGCUUUCCACGGAUUGCUCAAUGAGUAUCAGUCAUCUGUCCAUCCUUCACCACUGAAUAACGAAGCAUAUAGAGAAUCGCAAACAAUUGAC
Molecule: messenger RNA, 1670 nt
Organism: Monascus purpureus
Lineage: Eukaryota; Fungi; Ascomycota; Eurotiomycetes; Eurotiales; Aspergillaceae
Source: the annotation of a GenBank genome assembly